Molecule: messenger RNA, 474 nt
Organism: Medioppia subpectinata
Lineage: Eukaryota; Metazoa; Arthropoda; Arachnida; Sarcoptiformes; Oppiidae
Source: the annotation of a GenBank genome assembly
UGUGGACCCGACCCUAAAGUUUGCUGUCAAUUUGAUUUCAAGCGUUUGCCGCCAUCGAGAGUGAAGUGUCCGUGGAAAGCACCUCCGCAUAAAAUUACCGACUCUAAUGUUCACGAAAGAUCUCAACUACUUUUGGAUCAAUACAGGAAGAAGUCUAUUCUUUUUAAGACUAAAUCUCUUUUAGUGCCUUUAGGCGAUGAUUUCCGUUUUGAUAAAUCAGAGGAAUGGGACGCACAGACCAGCAAUUAUCAGAAACUUUUUGAUUACAUGAACUCAAAAUCUGAUUGGAAUGUUGAGAUCAAAUUCGCGACAUUAGGCGAAUAUUUCAAAUCAUUCAAGUCUACGAAUGUAUUUCCCACCCUUUCUGGAGACUUCUUCACGUAUUGUGAUCGCGACGACCACUACUGGAGUGGUUUCUAUACCUCUAAACCUUUCUUUAAACGCUUUGAACGCAUAUUGGAAUCGCAUUUGAGA